CGUCAGACACCAAAAGAAAAAUUAUUAAAGAAAUAAUAAAGACAGGUUUGAAAAGAAAUUUGUUUAUGAAGAUGAGUUUUUUCUUAGUCUUUGCUCUCGUCUCUCUCUUUCUCUCUCUACUUUUGUAGAAUUCUUAAUCAUUUUUGAGUUUGCUAGCUUUUUUUUUUUAGCUUUUUUUUUUUUCACUAAUUUGCCACCCCUCUUCCUCGGUCUGCCACUACAAUCAUCAUCUUCUUUAAUCUAUUAUCUACAAGAGACCCAGCUCCUGAUAUAUAAUUUCUCUUUCAUUUUCUUGGUAUCCCUAAGUAGAGAUGUAUAGAGAGAAGAGGGUUAUAUAGGGAGGGUUUAGAGGAAAAACCAUCUUAUUGUCUGUUAUUUCUAUGUUUGAUUGCAUGUUGAGCUCCUAGAUGGUUUUAGUGAGAGAGAGAGAGAUUGGAAAGAGAUAUAUCUGAAUUGGGUUGCAGUGUUGCUCAGACAAGCAAUCCAUGGCUAGAUAGCGACUUGGAGAAUAACCCAUCAUCAUCAUCUCUUAACGAGAUUUUGCUUUUGCUAUCCAAUGAAUGAUGCCUUUCUGUUUCUGUAAUUCACUGCCACCUGUUCAUAAACAAAGUUGUGUUUAGUUGUGUCCAAAGCUGGGAUUCUUUAUUUCUGGGGCUGCCCUUAGUUUUCUUGUUGUUUCUUCAAAGGUGCAAAGUGGGCACUUGUAGAAGGGUUAAAUUGGUAGAAAGAUAUCAAACAAAAACAAAGAAACCGUUUCUUGUUUUUUUUCUUCUUGGAGUUUUCUUGUUCACAGGCAUGUUCCCAGUAGCCAUGUCCAAUUCAACUGCUUUGUCUGAGGAUGCUAGUGUUUCUACCGGUAAUAGAGUUCAGGAUUUUUGUGGCUUAAAUCCAGUAGUUUCCACUGUUUCUCCUCAGCAGCAGCAGCAGCAGCAGCAGCAACCCAAGAUAAAGAAGAAGAGAAGCCUACCAGGAAAUCCAGACCCAGAUGCUGAAGUGAUAGCAUUAUCUCCAAAGACCUUACUAGCUACCAAUAGAUUUGUGUGUGAGAUCUGCAACAAAGGGUUUCAGAGAGAUCAGAAUCUUCAACUUCACAGGAGAGGACACAACCUUCCAUGGAAGCUGAAGCAACGAAACAGUAAAGAGAUAAAAAAGAGAGCCUAUGUUUGCCCUGAGCCAUCGUGUGUUCACCACCAUCCUUCAAGGGCUUUGGGUGACCUCACGGGUAUCAAGAAACACUAUUGCAGAAAACAUGGAGAGAAGAAAUGGAAGUGCGAAAAGUGUUCAAAGAUCUAUGCUGUUCAAUCAGAUUGGAAGGCUCACUCUAAAACCUGUGGAACUAGAGAGUAUAGAUGUGACUGUGGAACCCUUUUCUCCAGGAAGGAUAGCUUCAUAACUCACAGGGCAUUUUGUGACGCGUUAGCAGAAGAAAGUGCAAGACUCUCAGCUCACCAAUUAGUUACCACAAAUCCAACUGCCCAAACUCUUCUUCUGCAAAACCCACAAUCCCACAAUUCUCUCUUCCCUUUCACUACCCACCAUCAUCAUCAGCUCUCCCUCAACCCCUGGGACCCACCACCUCAUAACCCUAGCAACCCUACUCAAAACCCAGUUCAAAUCAAGCCUGAAACUCAACAUUUCCAGCUUGCACCAGUCUUCCGAGAACCGCCACCAUCGUUGCCAACCCACCAGGGUUUGAUAACCUCACCGUUCCAAAGCCUAUCAAACCCUGCCGUGUCGGCCUCAUCGAACCACCUGUCAGCCACUGCACUUCUCCAAAAGGCUGCAACUGUGGGUGCAACUCAGACAGUGGGUCCCAGUUACACGACCCAAUUGGACAUGGGCGAUUCGAGGCCGGUGAGUCAGGCCGUGGGUGACUCAGUGGGUCAAAUCCCUCGUCAGGGAUCUUACCUGGACCAUCUGGCCGCGUGGCAGAAGAAUGACCGUUUGACAAGAGACUUUCUGGGUCUGACCGGUGACGGCCACGCUGCCAAUGGCAAUGGAAACGUGGCGAAUGGGAAUGGUGGUGUUAACGUUGUCAUCAAUGUGAGGGAAAUGCUAACGUACACAGGAGGAGUAGGAUUGCAGCAAUACAGUGAGAGAGACCACACACUGUUGAAACCCCAUGGUUUUGGAUGCCCCCGACAACCUCCCCCCUCCUCGGAAGCGUGGGGUGACUGCUAAGUGCAGAAAUGGUAGAACAGUAAUUAAGUUUUUGCUUGCAAAUGUGUAAAAUGACAGAAAUACCCUCAGUUUCCUUGCCUUUAAAAAUAUGACAAGAAGAGUUGAAGAAGGAUCGAUCUUCUUGUCAUGUGACCCUCAUCUUUUAUUUUAUGCUUCAUAUAAUUACAUCGUUUGUUUCAGACA
This is a messenger RNA of Hevea brasiliensis (rubber tree), 2364 nucleotides long. RefSeq names its product protein indeterminate-domain 12. Gene Ontology annotation, cellular component: nucleus. Bases 796 to 2181 code for a protein of 461 amino acids. The transcript has 3 exons. Lineage: Eukaryota; Viridiplantae; Streptophyta; Magnoliopsida; Malpighiales; Euphorbiaceae. The record is from RefSeq and is a predicted model, not a curated record. Gene Ontology annotation, molecular function: DNA-binding transcription factor activity.